This is a messenger RNA of Stylophora pistillata, 4024 nucleotides long. RefSeq names its product OTU domain-containing protein 7B. The record is from RefSeq and is a predicted model, not a curated record. Gene Ontology annotation, cellular component: nucleus; cytoplasm. Gene Ontology annotation, molecular function: DNA binding; K63-linked polyubiquitin modification-dependent protein binding; cysteine-type deubiquitinase activity. Gene Ontology annotation, biological process: mRNA transport; protein K48-linked deubiquitination; protein K63-linked deubiquitination. NCBI's taxonomy places the organism in Eukaryota, Metazoa, Cnidaria, Anthozoa, Scleractinia, Pocilloporidae.
AAGUAUCCUUAAAUUUCGCCCAUAUUUGCGAGCAACUCUUUGAAGCUUCGUGUAAGAUCACUUUUACUCGACUUUGGAUCAAAAAUUUCUCUCACUCCUGUUGUGGAGUGUUCGUGGAUAUGUUGAAAUUUCGAAGCUCCCACCAGAGCUCCGCGAGUAGAAUCCUUGUGGGGCACAGUGAAGAAAAGGGAAACUGGGCACUAAAAAGAGGUGAGAUUGAAGAUGAUUGAAGCAAAUGUGGAAUGGGGCGUUGAGGUUUGUUUCAUGGUUUCUUUUUAAUUUAAAUGAUUUGUCAUUGACUCGUAUUGCUUGAUACAAUGGAUGACACUCUGAGUCAGUUCAUCGCUCAGACUGGGACAGAUCCUAGCUUGGCAAGAGACUUACUGGAGAGUACAAAUUGGAAUGUUGACGAAGCGCUCUCAGCUUUUGAAGCGCUUUCGCUUGGCUGUUCAACGACGCCAAGCGAAGGACAUUGUGGCGAUAAUAAUCAAAUUACGAGUGGAAAAGCCAAACGGGGGUUGUCGAUGGUCAAUGCUGACAUCGUUGGAGAAGCUAGGUAUAAAGUGAUGGAGGAUAAGGUGCCAGGUACAAAUGAGAGAUACGAAAGAUUUGGAGAAAUGUCCGAUUUCACAUUCGUUUUACCAGAUUUAAACAACUUCCCUGAAGAAUUAAGCGAGUUCCUCCGAACAGAUCUAAUUGAAACCUCGGCUUUAGUCGCUUUGGAGCAAGCAGGACGGCUGAACUGGUGGGCUGAUUCAGGGUUUAGUCAGCGUCUUUUGCCCCUGGCAACAGUGGGAGAUGGCAAUUGUUUGUUACAUGCAGCAUCUCUCGGAAUGUGGGGAUUCCAAGAUCGUCUCCUCACCUUGCGCAAGGCCUUAUACGAUACACUUACAAGUCACUUGGCCAAAGGAGCUAUAAAACGCCGUUGGAGAUUUCAACAGUGGGAAAAAAAUAAGGAGGCUGGUGGACUACUCUACUCAGAACAAGAGUGGGAGAAUGAAUGGCAAGAAGUGUUGCGCGUAGCCUCUACACAGCGUCGACUGGAUCAUCAGCAAAAGGCAGCUACAGAGUGCAAAAAAGGAGGGGAGACUGUCCCAACUUUAGCCAGUAUAGCUGAGAAGGAAAUUGAGGAUACACCUGACUCUGCCACGACAACAGAUGCUGAGAGUAUGGAUGAUCCAUCAAAAGCAGAACAAGAAGGAAAUGUUAAAGAGAACACUGAAGAUCAGAGUGAGUCACCUGCACCGGAUGGUUCAAAAGACAAAAUAACUGAAGAAACUGAGAUAGGAGCAUUUGAAAGCUUAGAGGACAUUCAUGUGUUUGUUCUGGCGCAGGUUCUGAGGCGUCCAAUAAUAAUCAUAGCUGACCAGUUUUUGUAUGGAUUUGGAGGUGAACCUAUUGCACCCAUUCCCUUUGGAGGGGUAUAUCUUCCACUGGAGUGUGAUCCAAGUGUAUGCUUUAAAAGUCCAUUGGUGCUAGCCUUUGAUUCAGCACACUUUUCUCCUUUAGUGCCUUCAGAGGAAAAGAAGGACUCCAAGAGUAACUCUGUGAAAGCCUCUGUACCUCUGGUAGGACCAAACUAUGAUUUACUGCCACUGCAGUUUUCCAUGGAUCCAGGGGAAGAUUUUGUUUGGAGUGACCUGGAUGGGGACUCGAGUGUGGCAGAGAAUUUUGCAUUGAGCAUGGAUAAAAAGCUGGAACUUUUAAAGAAAUAUCUACAUGUGGAAAUAAUAAAAAUUCCUUGCACAAGCAAGAAAGACACUUCUGAAAACAGCAAGGUGGCUACCAAAGGAGAGAAAGGAGCAGAACCUUCAGGGAGUAUUGCUGAUAGUGAAACAAAAGCAGAGAAAAACUUGCCAUCAAAAUCUGCAGAAAAGAAAUCUUGGAUUGCUACACAAAUCAUGAAAGUGGGUGUUAUGGCAGGUGUAGUAGGAAGCGUUGUCCACAACAAUCUCUACGUAGCAAAACUACAGACUGACAAGAAACCACAUUACUAUGAAAAAAUGAUUGAAAAUUAUAUUGAAUCAGCAAAACUCCGAUUUGAAGAAGAGAAGAAAUGCCAGGCAAAAGCUGCCAAAAGUUCCUCAGACUCAGGAGAGAAACCUCAACCUUGUAUCAACCCUGGAUGUCAACUGUACGGAACUUCUGCUACAAAUUACCUUUGCUCUGGUUGUUUCAAAACUCAGAAAUCCUAUAGUGAGAGUGGUCGGUAUCUUGAAAGCUCCGCAUCAAACAGAUCAGCUGUCUCAAAUUACAGCAGCAGUGGAAUAUCAAGUUACUUACCACCUCCUUCGUACUCUGCAUAUGUUCCUUAUGGAUAUUUUGGUGGCAACAACAUGAGAACUCAAAGUUACAACACUCCUUCCACUGAUCAGCUGCCUUCUUAUAAUCAUGAUGCAAUGAAACUUAUUGGAGGUAAAGCACCAGCAUCUACUUUGCCAUCUGGUUCAGUUGUCAACCUUGAACCAACUAGUGGACAAAGUGACAGCACCGCAGGUCAGACGGUUAUAAAGUGUUCCUUUAAGGACUGCCAGUUUUAUGGCAGUCCAGAAAAGAAGGGAUUUUGUUCUGCUUGCUACAAAACAUAUCAAAAGUCAUUGAAAUAUAUGGUAGAAGAACUUGAGGACACAAAAUCUAAGAUUGUCUGAAAUGAGUUUUUUUUUUAAUGUGGUCCAAAGGAAAGGCAGGGCUCAACAUUAACAGUAGCCAACUAGCUACAGCCGGACUAGUAGAAUUUCAGUUUUGGCUUGUGGUUUUCAGUUUCCACCAGCCAGUUUGGCUAGUAAACAAAGUGAAGUUGUUGUAACAUUUAAGUUGUCACUAGCAACUUGGCUAGUAGGUUGAGAAGAUAGUGUCAAGCCCUGGAAAGGUAAACUUAAUUGGUACCACAUUUAUCACCUAAUAAAUUCUGAGAGUUUAUGUGACACUUAAUUUUUAGUUAUGUGUUUAAACAUACCUCUUACUUACUGAGUUUGAGCUCUGUUCUGGAAGUUAUGGACUGAGUUUUUGUCAUAGAUUGGAGCGGAAAAAUUGAAGUUCCAUAACUUACAGUAUCCAAGUGUUUCAAAGCAGGUUGCUCUUCAAACACUGCCUGGAAAUAACUCAAUUUAUGAAGGAGUGCGCAUAGCAUCUUGCAAAUUAUUAGAUAUAGAAGUGUGAGAAGUAGCCAUUUUUUUUUUCUUUUCGAAGAGUGUCUCUCACUCACUAUGAUUUUUAUCUAAAUGUUUACAAAAAAUAAUUAAUAUAAGAAUCUGAAUGUUUAAUGUUGUCAUUUAGGAAAGAAUAUCUAGUAGAAUAUUUAAAAAUUAUUUUACUGUUAAGUUAUUUAUAUUUAAACCAAAAGGGUUGCAAAAACCUUGUUGUUUGCUUUAUGGUACAAAUUUUCAUGAAUUUGUUUAUUUGAUUCUUCAGAGUUUCAGAAUAGAAGUGAUAAACUUUCUUCAAUUUUAAAAUAAUUAUGGUCUAGUUUUGAAAACACUUUUAUUGUUAAUAUUCCUUGUUAUUUUAGAAUAUUGCCUUUUUAUUGAGAAAAAAAUUAAUGAAUGACACCAAGACGAAUUAAUUCACAUUGCCAUUGUAAGAGUGAAUUCCAAGCAUGUGGGCCAGCAUUUUUAUUGUUCUUACUAUUUUUUAAUCUCCGUUGUCUUUCAUGCUAUAGAUAGCUUUAGAAAUAUAGCCUCGAUUUUAAGUGAUGUGAACCUCUCAGGAACUUAAAACAAAAAACAAAGGUCUAUGAUUGUUUGGACAGAAGUUAAACUGAGGAUAUAUAUUUAGAGAUAAGUUGGACUAGACUGCCUUGAUAUUAAUUAGGUAUCAUUUGAGCCAUAAGCUGCUCUUUCAAUUGGUUUACUGGCAUAAUAACCUACGCGGGAUGUUGGUAGAAACGAGAAAGUUUGUAAAUCACGAGCCAAACUUUACGAAUGUUCUCUCAACUUCCAAAGUUGGUUGUUACACUGGUACAGUGAUAGAAAAAAUGGUCUAUUGCUUUUAUUAAAGGUGGAAUAAAUGACAGAUUUUUGAUCAA